Cheilinus undulatus (humphead wrasse) is the source of this 12460-nucleotide messenger RNA. Its product is annotated as insulin receptor-like. Gene Ontology annotation, molecular function: phosphatidylinositol 3-kinase binding; ATP binding; insulin receptor substrate binding. Gene Ontology annotation, biological process: positive regulation of MAPK cascade; protein autophosphorylation; positive regulation of kinase activity. The transcript is spliced from 23 exons. Gene Ontology annotation, cellular component: membrane; insulin receptor complex; axon. Bases 1264 to 5382 code for a protein of 1372 amino acids. Lineage: Eukaryota; Metazoa; Chordata; Actinopteri; Labriformes; Labridae. The record is from RefSeq and is a predicted model, not a curated record.
GGAGAGACGGAAAGAGGGGGAACCUGAGAGAGAGCAAUCGCUAAACGGAACGGGAAUCCAAGUUUUACACUUAACCCGUCUUUUUAAGUACAAUUUGUUUGUUUACCUCGUUGUUUUUGUCUACUGGAGACGGGGUACUGACUUUCUGUACGCGUGUGUGCUCUUUUCUUUUAUUUCUAACUCUACCGCCGACACUAAAACCUCGUUUGUUUUGGAUUAGCUAGCUAACGUUAGCUGUUUUUCCCCGUCGGCUAACGUUAAUCUGAGAAAAAGAAACGGGCGGCAUGGUAGAGAGUUUUCUCACUUCAAAGCAGCGUGCGGGUCAAAUAGAGCCGCUAUCUUGUCGUAUUUUCCUCACACAUUGGAUGGAAAAUAAGUAGCGUUUGGCUCCCAAGUUUUCCUUCUUUAUUUUCUCUCUCCUGUUCGUCGUUUUAUGGGUGUUCAUUCGUUUGCGGCGUGGUGGUCAGCGGGGGUGAAGGAGUUCAGAGGAAGGUCGUAGUAGAGAGAAAGCUGUGUCGCUGCACGUUUUUCCUGCACGUAGCUGCUCGGAGGAGUUUCCUGGGAUGUGCUCCCAUCUAUCUUAAAAAGAGCGAGCUUCUGAGAAGAUACACGCAAACUGUGGGAUUUAUAAAAACCUGUGGACUUCGAAGGACAGAGCGCAAAUACUGCUUGACUCUUCCAAGCGAUAUCCAUAAUAACUUCAGUCUAUGCCCGCUGCAAGAGGAGUCAGUUUUUGACACCUUUUAUAUGGAAAAUACUUAACAGCAGUUAUUUUGAAUCGCCUCUUCCCUCACUGAAACAGUGCAGAAAAAUGAGCCCGGGGCCAGUGGACCUCCAUACUAGCCCCAUCUGUGUGGGAUAUUAAUAAUAACACUGUUAUUUCUGUCUUAAAUCAGUGGAGUACCAAAAUCAAACAGAUGAACGUGGACUGUCGCCUUCACUUAUGGAAAAUGAAGAUCUUUACUCGCACAUGUGUCGCCAGAACCCAAGAUCACAUUAUUUAGUGGUCUGCAUUUUUUCCAGGGCUCACGUACAUCACAAACUUGGCUGGGAGGAUUCUCCUAAUUUUUUACCAACUCCCCCCGAAUCACGGGGGGCAACACUGAAUCAGUUGGCCAUCAGUUGAACCUUAAAUUGGAAAAGUUUUCUUUAAUAUCUUUUUAUAUUCAAACGCCUUUUUUUAAAAUAAACAUUUCUUCCUGGAGAUUGGAGUUUUUUACUGAAAAGCUUCAAGAGGAGAGCACAACUUACUCUCAACUCAAAAUGAGACGGUGGACGAUAAAGCUGCGAGCACAAAUUGUGUUUUUUAUCAUCUGCACCUGCAUUAUCUGCCAGUGUGGACUGAUAAACGGAGAAAUCUGCCAGAGCAAAGACAUUCGAAACAAUGUGACCAACCUCCAGUCGCUUGAGAACUGCACCAUCAUCGAGGGCCACCUGAAGAUCCUGCUCCUGUUCAAGACUAAGACUGACGACUUCCGUGGCAUUAGCUUCCCAAAGCUUCGAAUGGUGACAGACUAUGUGCUGCUGUUUAGGGUCUACGGCCUGGAGUCCAUCAGCGAACUCUUUCCCAACCUUUCAGUGAUUCGUGGAAACAACCUCUUUUUCAACUACGCUCUGGUGAUAUACGAGAUGCUGCAGCUUAAGGAGGUGGGCCUCCACAGUCUCAUGAACAUCACCCGAGGUGCCGUCAGGAUAGAGAAGAACCCGGACCUGUGCUACCUGGCCACUUUGGACUGGUCAAAGAUCCUGGACUCGAUGGGGGACAACUUUAUUGUUGAAAAUAAGAACGAGCGAGAGUGUGGGGAUGUGUGUCCAGGCACGGCUCAGGGCCAAACCAUCUGCCCACAGAACACCAUCAAUGGACACUUCAGGGGACGAUGCUGGUCACAGAACCACUGCCAGAGAAUGUGUCUGGACAACUGUAAGCCUGGUGUGUGUAGCAUCCAGGGCCAGUGCUGCCAUGACCAGUGUCUGGGUGGCUGUUCGGAGCCUGGUAAUGCGAGUAGCUGUGUGGCUUGCAGGAACCUUCAGCAUGGGAACAACUGCGUGGAGAAGUGUCCUCCUGGGUACUACACAUUCAGGGGCUGGCGCUGUGUCAGCUUCUCCUUCUGCCAGGAGCUCCACAACCAGUGUAAGCAGACUAAAAAGUUGAACCAGGACCGGGAGUCAGGUUGCCACGAAUACGUCAUCCAUGAUGGGGCCUGUAUACCCGAGUGUCCUUCUGGAUACGCCACCAUCAACUCUUCUACUUUGACAUGUUCGCCAUGUGCAGGCCUGUGUCCUAAACUCUGCGUUGGAAAUAAGACAAUUGACUCGGUUACUUCAGCCCAGGCUAUGAGAGGCUGCACCGUUCUCCACGGCAACCUGAUGAUCAAGAUUCGAGGAGGGAAUAACAUUGCAGCUGAGCUGGAGGCUAGUUUGGGCCAGCUGGAGGAGAUCACUGGCUCCCUCAUUGUUCGAAGGGCCUACGCUUUGGUGUCCCUCUCCUUUCUUCGCAAGCUACGCAUCAUCAGGGGGGAGCAUCUAGAGGCAGAUGUCUAUGCUUUCUACGCACUGGACAACCAGAACCUGCGUGAGCUGUGGGACUGGUCCAAGCACAACCUGACCAUCCAAAAUGGUCGAACGUUCUUCCAUUACAACUCCAAACUUUGCAUGUCCGAAAUCAGGAAGAUGGAGGAGGUGACAGGAGCUAAAGACCGUAACCAAAAGAAUGACAUCGCUGUACGCAACAACGGGGACCAAGCAUCCUGUGAGACCAAGCUGCUGAAAUUCACCCUCAUCAAGACCACGUCAAAUAUGAUCAUGUUGAGGUGGGAGGCCUUUUGGCCCUCAGACUUCAGAGACCUGCUGGGCUUUAUGGUUCUCUACAAGGAAGCUCCAUACAGGAAUGUAACAGAGUUUGAUGGACAGGACGCGUGUGGCUCCAACAGUUGGGUGAUUGCGGAUGUUGAUCCUCCAUCCCGUCCUGGUGAUCUCAAGAAGGCAGAGGAUCCGGGGCAUCUGAUCCGACCUUUGAAGCCCUGGACCCAAUACGCCAUCAUGGUGAAAACCCAAUUGUCUGCAUCUGACGAGCAUCAGGUUCACGGAGCCAAGAGUGAGAUCAUCUACGUCCGCACCAAUGCCUCCAAGCCGUCUGUGCCUCUGGACCCCAUCUCCUCUUCAAACUCGUCCUCUCAGAUCAUCCUGAAGUGGAAGCCUCCAACCAGCCCCAACGGGAACAUCACCCACUACCGGGUCAUCUGCCGCAAACAGCCUGAGGACAGCGACCUGUACAAGUUUGACUACUGCCUCCAAGGAAUGAAGCUGCCAUCUCGCACACCGACCCACCUUGACAGCGAGGAUGAGCAGAAGUGGAACCACACGGAUGAACCCACCUCAGGUGGCCGCUGCUGUGCCUGCCCUAAGACGGACAUCCAACUGAAGAAAGAGCAGGAGGAGAUAGAAUACCGCAAGACCUUCGAGAACUACCUCCAUAAUGAAGUCUUUGAGAGCAGACCAGCUCGUCGGAGACGCUCAGUGGGAGUCGCAAACGCCACCCAAAACGCUCUCUUCCUCACCACAGUACCCAGUCUGCCAUUCGGCUCCACCACAGUUGGCCCUAAUGAUGAAGACCAAGAUGAUAAGGGAUCAAAGGUGGAGCUUAAGGUGUUCUCAAAGGAGUCAACAGUCAUCUCCAACCUGCACCACUUUACCAGCUAUAAGAUAGAGAUCAUGGCCUGCAACCAUCUGACAGACCUCAAACGCUGCAGCAUGACUACUUACGUCAGUGCUCGAACUAUGCCAGAGGAGAAAGCAGACGAUAUCCCAGGCCCUGUGACCCACGAGAUAGUGAUGGCCGAGCCUCCCUAUGUGUUGAUAAAGUGGAACACACCUCGCUCCCCAAAUGGCCUCAUCAUCCUGUACGAAGUGUUCUACAGGAAGGUUGGAGACUCCGAGGUUCACACAGUUUGUGUUUCCCGACCAGCCUACAUCAAGACUGGUGGCACCAAGCUCUCACUUGUCCAGCCUGGAAACUACAGCGUGAGGGUCCGUGCCACCUCUUUGGCAGGAAACGGCUCCUUCACAGAGAUCACUUACUUCUUCAUGCCUAACCCUGAUCCAGGUUUAAUUUGGAUCGUGAUUGGCCCGGUUAUCUGUUUCAUUCUGCUGCUGAUUGUGGGUGGAGGAGUCUUUGUGAUCUUAAAGAAGAGGCAAACAGAAGGCCCAACCGGACCCCUUAUUGCCUCCUCAAAUCCUGAGUACCUCAGUGCCAAUGACGUGUAUGUUCCUGAUGAGUGGGAGGUCCCCAGAGAGAAGAUCACAGUACUCAGAGAGCUGGGUCAGGGCACCUUCGGUAUGGUGUACGAGGGAAUUGCCAAGGACAUUGUAAAAGGAGACCUGGAAACGCGUGUAGCCGUUAAGACGGUCAACGAAUCAGCCAGCCUGCGGGAGAGGAUUGAGUUCCUGAAUGAAGCCUCGGUCAUGAAGGCUUUCAGCUGUCACCAUGUGGUGCGCCUGUUAGGUGUGGUGUCUAAAGGUCAGCCCACUCUAGUGGUGAUGGAGUUGAUGACCCAUGGCGACCUAAAGAGUUACCUUCGCAGUCUCAGGCCAGACUCUGAGAACAACCCAUCAGGCCGCCCUCCUCCCACACUAAAGGACAUGAUCCAGAUGGCGGCAGAGAUUGCAGAUGGUAUGGCGUACCUCAACGCCAAGAAGUUUGUGCACAGAGACCUGGCAGCCAGGAACUGCAUGGUGGCAGAAGACUUUACAGUCAAGAUUGGAGACUUUGGUAUGACCAGAGACAUCUAUGAGACUGACUACUACCGCAAAGGAGGGAAGGGCUUACUCCCGGUCAGAUGGAUGGCUCCAGAGUCUCUCAAGGAUGGUGUCUUCACUGCCCACUCUGACUGCUGGUCAUUUGGCGUUGUACUGUGGGAGAUCAGUACACUAGCAGAGCAGCCUUACCAGGGUUUAUCCAACGAACAGGUUUUAAAGUUUGUCAUGGAUGGAGGAUCCCUAGACCGGCCAGAGAACUGCCCUGAGAGAAUGCACAGCCUCAUGCAGAUGUGCUGGCAGUACAACCCUAAAAUGCGGCCGAUGUUCCACGAGAUCAUCGAAAUGCUGCGGGAGGACCUGCACCCGUCUUUCCAGGAGGUCUCGUUCUUCUACAGCGAGGAGAACAAAGUCCCUGAGACAGAGGAAUUCGACCUGGACCUGGACAACAUGGAAAGCAUCCCUCUGGACCCAUCUUCUUACUUACAGAGAGAGGAGAGCUUAAGCAGAGACAGCGGGCCCUCAGUGGCCCUCAGGGGAAAUUACGAGGAACAUGUCCCCUAUACACACAUGAACGGUGGCAAGAAAAACGGACGAAUUUUAUCGCUGCCCAGAUCCAGCCCUUCCUAACAUUUCCUGUUUCCCAGAAGAACUUGUUUAAACUUCCCCCCUUCCACUUCCCAUCCUUCUUUCUCUUCCAGUCCAUUUUUUUUCUGUAUCCUUCAUGUUCCUCGCAUCAUUUUCUAAUGAUUUGCUUAUUCUUGGAGAACUCUUCAAAAAAAGACACAGAUCUCAGGACUUUUUAUUUUCUUUCUCACAGCUGCCCAAACACAGGGCAAGCAAGGGAUGCAAACAUGGUGUAACACAUUUUUUUACUUCCUCCACAACACAUUGGAUUUUCUAUUAUGAUAUUACCUAUCUAUUGUUUUUCACUAUUGCCAUGUUUCCAGGACUCCUUAUGAGGGAAACAUUAAAAAAUACUGUGAACACAACAAACCUUAGACAACCAAGAAGGCUGCUUAAUGCUCAACCUCCUCAAGACUUGCCCCCUUUUCCACAUUUCUGUGCUUUGUGUUUUUUCUCUCCAAGUGAAAUCUUGUUACUCAGAUAGUGGCCUUUUUGUACGUGGCCUAUAAACAAAGAGAAGUGUCUAACAGCGCUUAUACUAAUUUCCUUUUUGAACAAUGACUUAAUCAGUUUGGAACGGUGGGAUGACUUGCAAAGACUUGAUCUUAGAACAAACAUCUUAUUCCUAGAGGAAUGUUUUCUUUUUUUUGUUCUGCAGAAUUCCAAACUACACACAGAUUCAUCGGGUGUUUGGUGAAUAAUUUUAAUUUAUUUGCUUUAUCGCUGUUUUCUCUUCACUUUUCUUCUCUUCUUUCUCAGUUUUAUUUCUGUGUCCUCACUAUAUGGCUGAAGGAUAUUUAAACAGCUAAGAAUUGGACGAAAGAGUUCCUCAGACUGACCAAUAGCUGCUGCUUUGAUAUAUUUUAGUGGGUAUAGAAAUAUAUAAAUAAAUAUAAUAUAUAUAGUAUAUAUGGAAUAUUGGUUUUUAAGCACCAAUAUUUCAUAUAUAAUAUAUGACCUAUUGAUGUUUUGUAAAUAGUUCAUAUUUGUAAUAUUUUUCAUCAGAAGCUUUGCUGGUAUUUUGUUUUGCCAGGUUUUUUUCCUUUCUGGUUUUUUAAAUUUUGGUAAUUUUCUAGCCCCAGCAAUCACACCAAUCUACCAUCAGUGCUCUCUGUGUCUUAGGCCUCCAAAGCCCUGACAUACUGUCAACCUACUGCAUAAUUUUUUAUAAACCUCGGCCCCACAGCUGUCAACUUGACUACAACAAUGACAGAAACACAAAACGGAAUAACCAAAAAAAAGCUUUAUAAAAGGGGAAUGAGGUCUUUGAGGUGGAAGUGCACCUAAUGUGUGUUCGUCUCUGUCUGCUGUCUCUCUGUGGGGGGUCACACAUGAGCUGAGGUGUUAAUGUGUUUGUUAUCGCAGGUUUAUGACGUCUUUCAUGUGAUUGUUGUAAGUGAGGUUAGAGAGUGUAGGAAGCUUCCUCCUUGCUUGGUGAUUGUACUUUUGUAUGUUAGUGUAACAGCUUAUCAGUUGUGCGGGGGUUGCUUGGGUCAGAGAAGGAAGGGGAAAUUAACACAAGCUCUCGGGAAAGCGGACGAUUUUUGUGUCUUUAUUAUAAAAGCCAGAGAGCAGUAGCAUUUCCCUCCAAUCUGACCUGGAAUCUGCCUUUUUUUUUACACACAGCACUCCCCUCUCCUAGUUAGGUUUCCUCUGCACCACACACCUCCUGCUCACGCUCCCUCCUCGGCGCUUCCCAUUGGCUGCCGAGCUCACUGCUCAAAAUCAGGCUGCUGGAAAUUUCCACGUUUCGUGGUCGAGGGUUGGAGAAAAACACAGAAAGUUCCAACUGUGUUCACAGUCCACAGCAGGUAGCGAAGAGAGAGAGGGAGAGGGGAGCAUUCUCUGUGUCUCUCUGUCUUUCAGUGCGUCUGAGAGAGAGGGAGUGUAUGAAUGAUUGUUAAUCCUAUUAUUCCCUCUGCCAUCACAUGCAGUUAGGCAGUCAGGACACCGUGUGCAGCAGCUAUUUUGCUCAGGUCUGACAUUACAGGGUUUUUUUGGGAACUCCUCGUUCCUUUGCUUCCCCUGCUUUUGCCCACCUGCUGGCAAAGCUGAUACCAUCAGAGUCAGAGCACACAUUAAGGACAUUUUCUUCUUCUUAAAAAACUGAAGUUCUCCCUCCCUCUGGUAAUCAGAAACAUUCCUGUCAAUAUAAGCAUCUUUAGUUCUUCAUUUGGAGCCCAAAUCCUCUCAUUCUCUAACGUUCAAUGACGCAGGAGUCAGCAGACAUGUACAGAUGAACGUUUUAUGCAUUAUCAGGACACGCGGACCGAUACCGUUGCCAAUCUAGCCGAGCAGCAUUCAGCAGGUAUAGUUUAGCCAAAGUGUUGGCAGCUUUCUGUCAACAAUAAGAAUCCACAGAAUCCGAGUCGGAGAAAGCAGAGAAGCUGCCUCCAUCUUCUAAUCAGUGCCUUCUCAAACCCAGAGCCACGUCCAGACUAGCUCUAGUGGCUAGUGACACAUAAACAGGCCUCUGUGCUCUCUCUGUGUGCACAGGAAUCAUAGCUGCAUCUACAUUCACCUUUCUAGGGUUACAACUUUGUCCCUCGCUGCAAGAGAAGUCGUCAUUGGGGCUUUUUUUUUUUUUUUUAAACUUCCUUUUUUAAUUUUAUUUUUCAGCUUGUUGCCAGCAUUAGGUUUGAACACUAAUGUUCACCCAGUGCUUUAGCAGUGACACUGUGGAUCGGCCAGAGUCUGUGCUGUUGGCACUUCAAGGCACCCCGAGGAUGUGAUGUAGAUUUUAGAGAAUUAUUCUGAGGAGUUACAAUCUCGGGCUUUUCUACUUUGUAAAUAAUCUGUGACAUAGUUUGGAAAAUAAAAGCAGAAAAAAAGAUUUAUAAAAAAAAGAUUACGAUGCCCAUCAGUUUUGCAUACAUGACAGAAAAACGGUGGAUCUUAGCUGUGUCAGAUUUAUGCAGCACACUUUGUCUAAACCCUCAAAAUCCGCUGUUUUAGUAUGUUACCUUUCAGUAAAACACUACAGUAGACUCAGUGUGUAGUAUCUAAGUAGGACACAGUUCUUGUCUCCACCUUGACCUAGGUUGCUUAUCUUGUGGUGGUGUUCACACGCAUAUGCAAUUUUUAAUUAAGAUGGUGCCCAUAUCUUUGAAAUACCAGAUAUUUAUUUUAUUAUGAUCAUUGUCGUUGUAUAAGAAGAACACAGUUAGCUUUUUAGUCGUGCGUUUUUAAGGUGUUUGAGAGUGAAGCGAUGUAAAAGUUUGUUAUUGUACAGGCGGAGUAGCUGGUUGGAGAGCAGCAGGAGUGCUUGUUAGUUAGUUAGUAAUUGUCAUCGUCUUUGUGUUUGGCCAGAGUCUACCUCAGUGCAUAUGGAGGAAUCAGUCUAAAGAGCCUAGAUCACCCCCGUCAGUCACUUAAUAUCCCAUCAUGUCGGUAAAUAUCAAACAUUACCAACACUGCUGAUCAAUUCCUUUCCCCUGUGACGUCUCUAAACCCCUCUGCCUCCAUGUUUUUAUUUUUGUUUUUUUUCUUCUUCUGUCUGAGAGGGAAGCUUAAAUCACCCCUGAAGCGAGUGGAAAUUACACAGCCUCUAAAUUUUUCUCCUCUGUUUUAAUAUCUUGAGUGUAAAAUGUCCAGGAUAUAUACUAGCCAUCUCUUUCCUUAUAGUUUUACCCCAUGCAGUUAGAAAAAGUGAAAGAAAUUGGCUUAAUAUAUGGUGUUUUUAUUACUGGCUCACUCAAGGCUUCCCCUGGGCACUGGAAGAAUCAGCUUUAUUGUUUGUAUUCUCCUUUCCUUCAUUCACCAUUGUGCUUAAAUUGUAUUUAGUGGGGGUUCAACUGCUUUUCAGGCGUAUCUGCAUAUCUGUGAUCACCAAGUUUAGCCCUGGACCUUCAUACUGUUUUGAAAAUCACAUCAAAACUGAUCCUGUUGUUUGUAAGAAAGCCUGACUGCUCUUCUUCAAUCUGUCUCCAAUCAGAUAGCUUUCAAAUCCCACAUCAUCGGUUCAUUUGUCUGUUUCUAUGUUUUGAUUUUUUUAUACAUGUAUUUUUCUACUGUGAAUAUCAAGAGAUGACCUUUAUUUCCAGCAAUGACAUGGAUUGGUUCUGUUUUGGUUGAUUUGGACUCUGACUUUUGGGAUGGUUAAAGAGUUUUAAAGUGAUGACGCCCCCCACAACCCCCCAAGUUCCUCAUGUCUACAGAGGAAAGGAAAAAAAAAAGCUGGACUGGGACAAUCCUGUGUGCCAUAAAAACUAUCAACAGACAUGAAAUCUAGAUUGUAACUUUUCGUCUCAGGGAGGCGGCCUGAUGCUUUUUUGGAGGAUAAAGAGGAUGAGGAGGAAGAAGAGCUACCUACCUACUUUUAUCUUCUCUGACUGAAGUGCAAGUUCUCAGCAUCCUCGCAAGAGCAAAACAAGCAUUUCCCUUUUUAAAGAUCUAAUUCCCACAAUGAAGACAUCUCCUCUCAAAUGUCAUGUGGUCUGGACUGCCCUCUAGUGGUUGGAUGGGAGCAUCGCAGGCUCAGGCAUGGCAAAGCAAACACGGCCUCCAUGGCCCAUAGUGCCUUGCUCAGACUAACAGCCCGUCUGACCUCCUCCCAAUUAAAGCAGAACAACAGCUGCCAGGCAUGUUGCCACCAAUCAUUACAGAGGACGGUCCUCCUCUAAACAUGAAAUUAAAAAACAAAAAUGAUGGAGUAUUCAACUGUUUGCUGAGAAAAUACUGUAAUAUGACUGAUUCGAAAGAAAAUGUUGAACUUGUGUCUUUCUAUUGCUAAGCUCUGGCUUGCUUUGUGCAUCAAAAAUUCUCUAUACCAGCAGGUAGCUCCAUGAGUUCAUUUGUACUGAUUUUGCCCCCCAUCUUUCUUCGUUGACAGCAAAAGCACAUGCAAAAACUAGAUGAUUAGUGAUAAAUGAUUGCAUUUCUACUGGGGCUUUCCAUUUGAAAUGCAUUUGGUUUUUCCACAAUUAAGAAAAGCAAGAACUGAUUAUUGAGCUCUUAACUGUAAAUAGCUGGAGAUUCCUUUGGCCCCUGGAAAAUGAAAGCACUUGACUUUAGGGAAGUUUUGUUAAACUCUGAUGACCUUAAAAGCAGUUGGACAGAGCAUGCUCGUUAAACAGCACAGGGUGAGAACAAAGCAUUGUAUGUAUUAUUGUUUUCUUUGAAAGAAAAGAAAAAGUAUUACAUUUUAGAGAUGUUGAUUUCUAUUUUUUUUAGCCAAAGUAUGGAGGGCAAAUACAAUUACUUUUCUGACUGUAAACUUUUACUACUCUUGUACAUUAUGGAUUUAACAUUGUCAUCAAUGUGUAUAUAACUUUUUUCUUCUAAAUUUAAAAGAUAGAUUUUUUGUAUUGUUCUGUUUUCAUAACACCCACUCACUACACCAAGAAUAAAGCAGAGUCACAUCUGUCAAUGUAUUUAUCAGGAGCGUCUCAGCUCCAGUCUGAGGGCUUAACUGUGUAAAAAGACUCAAACAGUAUGUGGCCUGAAUCGUUCGCAGUGAACCCUGCUCUGAUGCAUGUUCCAAAUGUUGGUCAACGAGAAGUCGUGCAUUCACCUACCCUGCCCCUCCCCCCGCCACAGCAGCAUGUCACCUGAAAGCCUUUACUGUGUCACAGAUAUGUCACCUAUCACAGAUGUUGUUAUAUGAAAUUGUUUCUGAUAAGAGAUGUGUUCUUAGUUUGCAACUUUUUUUUGUAUCUGAAAAACUGGAAAAGACCACUGCACAUCCUUUUUGAGGAAGAGGAAACAAGUGAUAAAAUCCUGAAUAAGCUAACAAAAAAUCACACAAAACAAUAAAGAAAAAUUUUAGCAAUGGUUCAACAACCAUUGACUGAAACUCUGGAGGUGUUACAGAUGUUUGGGGAAAUACGCUUAUUAGAUUCCUCACACAGAGGUUGGAAGAGAAGACACUGAAAAUACGUAGCAGCAGCUAGCUAGCUUUAGCCUGACUCUACUCAAAGGUUUUUAAAUCUUUGAGCUGUGUCAUUCUAGGAAUAAUCCUGUCACAUCCAGAUGUUUUAUCUGUCAAAAUCCCCCAAGUGUAAGAAAAGCAAUUCAGAUCUAUAGAGGGUUUGUGCUAGAGAGCACAGUAGCUGCCAGUCAACCAAUCAGAUAAUUUAAGUUUUAUGAUUUGCCUAAAGGCUUAGAUCAGUGAAAAGGUUGCUACUUUUGGAUAUUAACAGGCCAGCUGUUUUUCCUUGUUUUAAGCAACUGCUAGCUUAAGCCUAGCUGUGGCCGACAUUAGCAAAGCAGCGUAUUUUUCCAAACUCUCUACAGAGGCUCACCUUCAUGCUCUGAAUAAACAGAGUACUUUCUGUCAGUAUUGUGAUGAUGAACUGUUCAUGUUCGUUGUCAUUGUUUAAAGACGGAGAGCUCUACUGGAGGCCAUCUACCCUGUUUGUCUGGUGAUAAAUCUGUGGAAAAACAUCCUCUUUUUGAGUCAUUCGUCAGUCCAGUGGUCUGGUCCAGUUUCCACACAGAUUCUUUUUAUUUAUCUCUGUCCUGUUCCCUGUGCUGUGUCGUUUAAUUCUAUGGAGUAGUGUCUGUGUCGUCCUGGGUUGAAGUCUAUAUCACAGCUUUCCUCAUCUCCGAUUGCUGCUCCUCCUCCUCCUCUGUGUCCUUCUCUUUCUCUCCUCAGUGCACAUAGGUGGUCCCCAGAAUGCUGUGUGUAGUCUUGCAGGAUACCUCUUUAUUAAUGUCAUUUAUUGCCGAUGAAUAUGCUGAUGUAUUAAUUUUUUGGGAUAUGUUGUGUAUACAUUUUGUUGAGACAUCGGUGCGUUUGUAGACAGCAGGUGUGUAUAUGUGUGUAUGUACAGUCCGAUAAAAACCCCGCAACCCGCAGAGAUCGCUUCAUCCCUCACACUGGAUCCAAAUGUGCCAUUAUCUUUAUGUAUAUCAACAUAUUGAACACAUACACAGAGACAGAAAUACAUGCAUAUUGUACAGGAUCAAAAAUGUGCCAUGACUAAAUGAACGCUUGACAAUUUAUUUUUUCUAUGUUUUCAAAGGAGAGCCAAGUAGUGACAUGUACAGAAAAUGUUGCAAUGAUAUGAAAAUAAAAAUCUUGCUGUGUGUAAAUUAUUCAACAAUUAACUGUUUAUAUUAAAAUUAUGAAUAAAAUUAU